Neomonachus schauinslandi (Hawaiian monk seal) is the source of this 2740-nucleotide messenger RNA. RefSeq names its product carnitine O-octanoyltransferase (gene CROT). Gene Ontology annotation, cellular component: peroxisome. The transcript is spliced from 18 exons. Gene Ontology annotation, molecular function: carnitine O-octanoyltransferase activity. NCBI's taxonomy places the organism in Eukaryota, Metazoa, Chordata, Mammalia, Carnivora, Phocidae. The record is from RefSeq and is a predicted model, not a curated record.
UCCCGCUCCUCAGUUAGAGGCUGUGGCGGAGUAGAUGGAGCGCAAGCGAAUUGUUGCAGCAAACUCCUGGCAGUCCUAAGAAGUUCAUUUUGGUGUACCGUUUUCCUGCUGUGCUUGCAUCAUGGAAAAUCAGUUGGCUAAAUCAACUGAAGAACGAACAUUUCAGUACCAGGAUUCUCUUCCAUCUCUGCCUGUUCCUUCACUUGAAGAAUCAUUAAAAAAAUACCUUGAAUCAGUAAAGCCGUUUGCAAAUAAAGAAGAAUACAAAAGAACUAAAGAAAUUGUCCAAAAAUUUCAAGAUGGUAUUGGAAGAAAACUGCACCAGAAAUUACUUGAAAGGGCAAAAGGAAAAAGAAAUUGGCUGGAAGAAUGGUGGCUGAAUUUUGCCUAUCUGGAUGUUCGUUUACCAUCGCAACUGAAUGUCAAUUUUGCUGGUCCUGCACCUUAUAUUGAACACUACUGGCCUCCAAAGGAAGGCACUCAGUUGGAAAGAGGAAGUAUAAGUCUUUGGCAUAACUUGAACUACUGGCAGCUAUUAAGAAAAGAAAAAGUACCUGUUGAUAAAUCUGGAAAUAGUCCUCUAGAUAUGAAUCAAUGCCGAAUGCUGUUUUCCACCUGCAGGAUUCCAGGAAUUACUAGAGAUUCAAUUACGAGUUAUUUUAGGACUGAGAGUGAAGGACAUUCUCCAACUCACAUUGCAGUGCUUUGUCGAGGCCGAGUUUUUGUCUUUGAUGUAAUACAUGAAGGAUGUUUGAUCACCCCCCCCAGAGAUUUACAGGUUUUCAAACUACUUUCUUGAGUCUUGAGGCAGUUGACAUACAUUCACAAGAAGUGCCAUAGUGAACCUGAUGGACCUGGGAUAGCAGCAUUGACUAGUGAGGAGCGAACUCAAUGGGCUAAGGCACGAGAAUAUUUGAUUAGUCUUGAUCCAGAGAACUUGACUAUAUUAGAAAAAAUUCAGAGCAGUUUACUGGUAUAUACCAUAGAGGAUAGCAGUCCACAUGUAACACCAGAAGAUUAUUCUCAGGUAACCACAAUGACCCUUACAGGAGAUCCAACUGUACGCUGGGGAGACAAAUCUUAUAACUUGAUUUCCUUUUCCAAUGGAGUAUUUGGCUGUAGUUGUGAUCAUGCUCCUUUUGAUGCAAUGGCUAUGGUAAACAUCAGCCAUUAUGUUGAUGAGAAGAUUUUUGAGAAUGAAGGAAGAUGGAAGGGUUCAGAAAAAGUACGGGAUCUAUCACUUCCAGAGGAGCUUGUUUUCACUGUGGAUGAUAAAAUACUAAACGACAUUAAUCAAGCUAAAGCCCAAUAUCUCAAGCAGGCAUCUGAUCUGCAGGUUGUGGUGUAUGCCUUUACAUCUUUUGGCAAAAAGCUAACCAAGAAGAAGAUGCUUCACCCUGAUACAUUUAUUCAGCUUGGACUUCAGCUGGCCUAUUAUAGAUUUUAUGGACGCCCUGGCAGCUGCUAUGAGACUGCUAUGACAAGGUAUUUUUACCAUGGCCGAACAGAGACUAUGCGCACGUGUACAGUAGAAGCGCUCGGGUGGUGCCGGUCCAUGCAGGAUCCUUCUACUGGUCUUUUUGAGCGGCAGCAGAAGAUGUUACAAGCUUUUGCAAAACAUAAUAAAAUGAUGAAAGAUUUUUCAGCUGGAAAAGGAUUUGACCGUCAUCUUUUAGGUCUUUUACUCAUAGCAAAAGAGGAAGGUCUUCCUGUUCCAGAACUCUUUACAGACCCACUUUUCUCCAAAAGUGGAGGAGGUGGAAACUUUGUUCUCUCAACAAGUCUGAUUGGUUAUUUAAGAAUCCUGGGAAUGGUGGUUCCCAUGGUCCACAAUGGCUAUGGAUUUUUCUACCACAUCAGAGAUGACAGGUUUGUUGUGGCCUGUUCAGCCUGGAAAUCCUGUCCAGAGACUGAUGCGGAAAAGCUAGUUCUGCUGGUGUUUCAGGCUUUCCAUGAUAUGAUGCAGCUGAUGAACACUGCUCAUCUUUAGAGACUAAUCAUUUACUUAGCAUUUAUAAAAAUAUUAAACUGGGUGUGGAGAGUGGGUUGGUGAUGUGAGAUAUGAAGGAAUAUUUUAAGGAAACUUGUUAAAUGUAGAAAUUAGUAGAAUCAUGCUCUCUAAAUUUAUUCUCACAUAGGAAGAUAAAAAUAGGAUUUUUAAGCUUCCUCUGUUGCAGUAGCAAUGCAAAUUGAUAUAAUGAAAUAUGGAACUAUGCAAAAGUUGAAGAUAAGCCUCAACAAUGCAAAUCUACAAAUUUUAAUAAUGCAAGUCUUACUCUUAGAAGUAUUUUUGUUGGUUACCUAUAUAGGUUAUAAAUCCUCUCUCUGAACAUCAUUGUGUAGGGUCUGUCAAGCACUUUAACAUUUCCUAGUUGCCAAAGGGUAUGGAAUACAUGAUAAGAUGUUAACUUCACUGAAAUCCUUGCCUUCCACAUUCACCACAGGGAUACAAGCCUACUGUGUUUGAUGGGAAAGACCACUACAAUUUAAUGGUCAUCAAAAGUAGAGCUUCUGUUGGACAGAAGAAUUAGAGGGAGGUUUAUACUCUGAAGCACACACAGAAAAACCCUAACAAAAUUCAUUAUAGUAUAUUGAACUUAGUUUUGUGAAUAUAAAAUUAAAGCACUUAUUUUUAAAAUUAGAGUUGGUGACUUGAAGAAGAUUGCUGAAUCAAAUUCUCAGGAUUUUACAGGUUUUUUUCCUGCUGUUCAAAAUAGAAAAUAAAGUUCUCAGUCAUGUA